AUGACACGGCAGAUUCUAGUUGCAUUGUCUACAUCACAUAAGUCACAUCAUGUAGAUAUAAGCCAGCAUGUGGCCAAGUGUGAUGCCAGAAGGCUCUAUGAAACUGGGGAAGGUAGGUCAGGAGCCAUUGAAGAAUCUGUUGUGUUAGAGAUACUCAGCAAGAGGAGCAUUCCACAGCUCAGACUAACAUUCUCUUGCUAUAAGCAAAUUUAUGGACAUAGUUAUACAAAGUCACUCAAAAAGGAGACCUCUGGAGAAUUUGAGGAUGCACUGAGAGUUGUUGUAGAGUGCAUGUGCAGUCCACCUCCAUACUAUGCGAAGACAUUAUUUGGAUGCAUCAAUGGGUCCAAGACAGAUAAGAGUACUUUGGCACAUGUUAUAGUGAGCAGAGCUGAAAUUGACAUGGAUGAAAUUAAAGUGCUCUUCAAGAAAAAGUAUGGCAUGGAGCUAAUGGAUGCUAUCAUUGAGAGCCUCCCAAGUGGGGAUUACAGGGACUUUCUUGUCGCCUUAGUUACUAGAUGA
Macadamia integrifolia is the source of this 522-nucleotide messenger RNA. Its product is annotated as annexin A1-like. Bases 1 to 522 code for a protein of 173 amino acids. Gene Ontology annotation, cellular component: cytoplasm. NCBI's taxonomy places the organism in Eukaryota, Viridiplantae, Streptophyta, Magnoliopsida, Proteales, Proteaceae. The transcript is spliced from 3 exons. Gene Ontology annotation, molecular function: calcium-dependent phospholipid binding; calcium ion binding. The record is from RefSeq and is a predicted model, not a curated record.